Molecule: messenger RNA, 540 nt
Organism: Capronia coronata CBS 617.96
Lineage: Eukaryota; Fungi; Ascomycota; Eurotiomycetes; Chaetothyriales; Herpotrichiellaceae
Exons: 2
Coding region: 1-540 (179 amino acids)
Biological process (GO): carbohydrate metabolic process
Molecular function (GO): hydrolase activity, hydrolyzing O-glycosyl compounds
Source: RefSeq, a predicted model, not a curated record
AUGAUUCCCGGUACAUAUCGCACGGUCUUCAAGUUGGAAGGUGCUAAAGGAGGAGCUUGUUCAGGGUUCUUCUGGUAUCAUGACGACGAAUCCGAGAUCGACAUUGAGAUCGUGACACCAGGGGACUCACUAGUCAACGGCACCAUCAACUACACGCUGCAUCCGUCAUUAGGGCAAGAUGGUCAGCCCAUUCCGAAUGCCACGCUUUCGGUCCCCUUGGCCCAGUCUCGCCUCAGUCCCGAAACCUUCCAUGAAUACCGCUUCGACUGGCAUCCCCAACGAGGCGUGGAGUAUCACCUAGACGGACAUCUCGUUCACACCAUUGUUCGCAAUAUCCGAACUCAGGGCGGCAACCUUCAAUUGAAGUUAUGGGCGGACGGCAACAAAUGGUGGAGCGGCACACCAAGCACGACUGAUGUGGUGAUGACCGUCAAGAGCAUUGAUGCCUACUACAACACUUCGAGUUCAGAUGCAGCAUGGGUGAAGGCAUGUGCUGCAGCCGGCGGUCCAAGCAGCAAAACUAUCUGUACAAUCAAGUAG